AUGAUGCCAGAAGGGAGAAGGCAGGUAGGUCAUCCCAACCUGUUUAGAGACAGGAGCCCAGAGAUGAUCCAAGACCCCAUACAAUUUGCUCCUGGAGUCAGACCACACCCCUACUCUCUUCAAAAGAUUCAGAACCAAAAAAAAAACAAAACAAAAAAAGAUUCAGAACCAGCUGGGGUUGAAGAGGAAUAUCCCCAGCUUAGGGGUCCCCCCAUCUUGAUGGGGCCUGGCCUGGGAAGGCCAGGCAAGAAUGGUGGCAACCAGACCAGCAUCAUCACAGCACCUGUCUCCCCAAGAGCCACACGCUCACCUGAGAAAACUUAUACGGAAAAAGUCCAUGCAGCUAUUCGAACGUGCUCUGGCUUUCCUUCAGGACGGCAGGGGGCCAGGGCCAUGUGGGUGGUGGGUAGACCUACUGGACUUAUUCCCCUGGAAUGA
Rangifer tarandus platyrhynchus (Svalbard reindeer) is the source of this 438-nucleotide messenger RNA. The record is from the annotation of a GenBank genome assembly. Lineage: Eukaryota; Metazoa; Chordata; Mammalia; Artiodactyla; Cervidae.